AGGCUGUCGGCUGGGUUACAUUAGUGUUUCAAUCACCUCACAUUAGGCACCCUGCUUUGUGUUCUACUCAGUCGACCGCAAGAUGAAGAAGUCCGGGGACUUUCUCUCACUGCUCAACAAUCGCGACCUACUGAAGACUCCGUCCGGGAACUCCAUCGUGAACUUCCUGGUGAAGCCCAUGAGCGUGGAAAUGAACACGGCGGACAAGCUGAUCACGGGCGCCAGGCGCCAGCGGAUGAUGGCGCUCUUUCAGGAGGAUCGCGCCUGGGAGGCAGCCGAGUUGUCCCGCUUCGGACUGAGCUGCAUCAAGGCUCCGGAUUGCUAUCCCUGCUGCACUCCCUUCGAGUGCUCCAAAGCCAAGUUUUAGGCCUAAAUGUUUUGUGCUUUGUUUAUGCCUGCGAGAAUUAAAUCCUUACGUUAGAGAACCUUUCUGGAAAAGCGGA
Drosophila yakuba is the source of this 443-nucleotide messenger RNA. RefSeq lists its product as uncharacterized. The record is from RefSeq and is a predicted model, not a curated record. The transcript has 2 exons. NCBI's taxonomy places the organism in Eukaryota, Metazoa, Arthropoda, Insecta, Diptera, Drosophilidae. Bases 83 to 367 code for a protein of 94 amino acids.